Messenger RNA from Salvelinus fontinalis (brook trout), 2507 nucleotides. RefSeq names its product cAMP-regulated phosphoprotein 19-like. NCBI's taxonomy places the organism in Eukaryota, Metazoa, Chordata, Actinopteri, Salmoniformes, Salmonidae. Gene Ontology annotation, cellular component: cytoplasm. The record is from RefSeq and is a predicted model, not a curated record. The coding region runs from base 290 to 589 and encodes 99 amino acids. The transcript has 2 exons. Gene Ontology annotation, molecular function: protein phosphatase inhibitor activity.
AUGUGUUGUCCAUGUGGGUGGUCCAUGAGUUUGCAUGUGCUGUCCAUGUGGGUGGUCCAUGAGUUUGCAUGUGUUGUCCAUGUGGGUGGCAUAUGUGUUGUGCAGGUGUUUUCAGGAGCUGAUGUGACAGACCACAGUGUGCUUGCUUAGCAUAGCUUUGGGUACGCUGUCCGUACAACGGCUCAAACCCUGGGCACAAUGCCUCGCAAACACGUGAACGCCCGCUUGACAAUGCCUUUAGCCAGCUGCGCCACAGAAAAGCUUUCAAUUGUUGUUUGUGUUUCAGGAGAUGGACGACAAGGUGAUCAGUCCAGAGAAGGUUGAGGAGGCCAAGUUGAAGGCUCGCUACCCAAACCUGGGGCACAAACCUGGAGGCUCCGACCUGCUACGCAAACGCCUGACCAAGGGGCAAAAGUAUUUUGACUCUGGGGACUACAACAUGGCCAAGGCCAAGGUGAAGAACAAGCAGCUUCCUGCAGCCACGUCAGAGAAGAGCGGAGGAGGAGAGAUCACAGGAGACCAUAUCCCUACACCUCAGGACCUGCCGCAGAGGAAACCUUCCCUGGUGGCCAGCAAACUGGCCGGCUGAUACACACACUGUCCUGUCUCUAACCCUGUCAAUACUCCUAACAAUCACCCUACUACACCUGUUCCUGUCUCACUACCUCCCCCCAUCUACUUCUGCCCCAGAGAGACCCUUCCCUGGUGGCCAGCAAACUGGCACACACCCCUAACUGCCUGUCCCUGGUUCUGUCCCUCAUCCUCUUCACCCAGUCCUCUCUGCUUCCCCUCACCUUCCACUCUGUUAUGGCUCCUUCUUCUUCCUGCUCUUCCUCUCCUCUCCUCUCUGUUCUUGUUUAUUUUCUAUUCUCAUGUAAAAAUACACUGAAAGCAAGGAUGAGGAUGUGUAGAAGGGAGAGAGAGGGAGGACUGAGAUGACUCCACUACAGGAGGAGACUUUAAAGAUGACCAGAACUCUGUGUCCCAGAUGACACCCUAUCCUAUAGAUGACACCCUAUAUAGCCCUGUGGGCCCUGGUCAAAAGUACAGUGUACAAAACAUUAGGAACACCAUUCCUAAUAUUGAGUUGCACCCCCUUUUGCCCUCCGAACAGCCUCAAUUCGUUGGGGCAUGGACUCUACAAGGUGUCGAAAGCGUUCCACAGGGAUGCUGGCUCAUGUUGACUCCAAUGCUUCUCACAGUUGUCAAGUUGGCUGGAUAUCUUUUGGGUGGUGGACCAUUAUUGCAACACACAGGAAACUGUUGAACGUGACAAAUCCAGCAGUGUUGCAGUUCUUGACGCACUCAAACUGGCACCUACUACCAUAUCCCGAUCAAAGGCACCUAAAUAUGUCACCCUCUGAAUGGCACACAUACACAAUCUGUCUCAAGGCUUCACAAUCCUUCUUUAACCUGUCUCCUCCCCUUCAUCUACACUGAUUGAAUUGGAUUUAACAAGUGACAUCAAUAAGGGAUCAUAGCUUUCACCUGAUCAGGCUAUCAUGGAAAGAGCAGGUGUUCAUAAUGUUUUGUACACUCAGUGUAUUUAGGGAAUAGAGUGCCAUUUUGGAUGUACACCUGGAGAGUCUGUAACAUAGAAGGGAGGAGGGCCCAGACUGGAGCCACAGAGAUUCUGAAAUGGCACACUAUUCCCUAUGCAGUACACUACUAUCAACCAGAGCCCUAUGUGGCUGCCCUAUGAGCAUCUGGCCCAAAACGGUUACCCUACAUAGGGCAUAGUGAUCCAUUUGGGACAGGCAGGCGUUCUCUGGUCUAGAGGGUUGAAUGUCGUCUCCAGUCCUGUUAGCUGAUUGUGUAAAUAUGUCUAGUUGUGUUGGAGAGGAGUGAGGCUGAAAUCAGCCUUUUAGAAUGUUUUAACGUAGAAUAUUAUGAUUUACCAAACACGUUGUUGGUGUUAUGUUGUCGUCUAAAUGAUGCUGUAAUGUGCUUGAGUGAUUGAAUAUAACCUUGAUAAUGACUGACCAGAACCUCUCACUGCUGUUGUUCUGUUUAAAGGCAGAAUGUAUGUCCCAAAUGACAACCUAUUCAUUACAUAGUGCACCACUUUUGAACAGGGUCCAAGGGGCUCUGGUGGUGAGAAGUAGUGCAUUAUAUAGGGAAUCUCCAAUCAUACCCUUCUUUCUGUGUAGUGCACUACGUUAUUGCCACAUAGGGCUCUAGUCAAACGUAGUGCACUAUUGGGGAGUUUCCAAUGAGGAUUUACCUCAGUGUUUUACCAAAAUACUCAGACUUUUCUGUUUCCGUCUACCCGUAUCGGCACUCGUGUCUCACUGGGCCAUGGCUCCAGUGGACCUGUUCUGACUUGGAGCCAGGUCCUGGGUACUUAUCAACCUCAUUUCCAUAAUAAUGGCUAACUAUGAACUUUAACACCUUCUCACAAAGCUACUGUCUUGAAUGAUGUAGAGGUUGUUGAUUCUGCCUGCCCCAAGUCUUUAUCAUCAACCUCCUGAUAACACUAGAGCUUACAUUAAAACACUGAAGACCCA